UGGAGGAGGGAGAAGCGGGGUAACACUGGCUUUAUGUUAUAUGUUUUUUUAAAAAAUGUAUUGAUUAUAUUGUAUUGAUAGCGCAAAGCUCCAAAUGUAGUUGUAAGAUAAUCCAAUAAAGUGUGAGGAGGAGGUAAUUGAGCAACCCCAUGCUGAUGGAGGGGCUGCAAAUAGAAGAAGGGAAAAAAAACAGCUAAGCCGGGGGUGGAUGACUUCAUGACUGGCAGGUAUGGACUGAUUGUAACACAGCAAGUGUCCUUUAAUGACAAUAUCAGUAACUUAAUAUUCACACUGUGUUUGUUUGUGCUUUAAACACUUCUGUAAUUGUUAUAUAGUUUUUAAAAAAAAAAGGGUGACAAUAGGUGAAAAUAGUAAUUUCCUCUGUUUGGCUCCCCUUGUAUCUGUUAGAUACCUUCAGCUAUUCUCUGAGUGAACGGCAGAGGGCAACGCCAACAGUCUGUUCUCUGUUUUCCAAACUGGGCUACAGGUCAUCGCCUUGAUGCUUCACAAAGGACAUCAAAAACAACAGCAAGGCCUUUGGAUUGAAGGUCUGGUGUCACUGGAGCGCCUCUCCGCGGGAGAACAGCCCGAGACGUGCAUCAUGCUGGACGGCAUAAAAAUUGAAGAUCAUCCCCUGCGAUCGGGACAAGCCACGCUCGGAGUCAUGCUCGGGACUGACUGUCAUCAUCCAUCCGUGUGUGAAGGAUGCCAGCGUCCCAUCUCCGACCGCUUCUUGAUGAGAGUCAACGACUCGUCGUGGCACGAGGAGUGUUUGCAGUGCACCGUGUGUCAACAGCCCCUCACCACCAGCUGUUACUUCAGAGAAAGGAAACUUUACUGCAAACACGACUACCAACAGAUGUUUGCCACCAAGUGCAGCGGCUGCAUGGAGAAAAUCGCCCCCACAGAGUUCGUGAUGCGUGCCCUGGAGUGCGUCUACCACCUGAACUGCUUCUGCUGCUGUGUGUGUGACCGGCAGCUGAGGAAGGGCGAUGAGUUUGUCCUGAAGGAGGGUCAGCUGCUGUGCAAGAUCGACUAUGAGAGGGAGAAGGACUUACUCAGCUCGGUUAGCCCGGAUGACUCAGACUCAGAGAAAAGUGACGAUGAGGAGUUGGACAUCAAGCCGGAGAAAGGCAUAGGAGGCCCGGGGAAGGGGGAUGAUGGGAAGGAUCCCAGGAGGCCCAAAAGACCACGAACCAUCCUGACCACUCAACAGAGACGGGCCUUCAAGGCUUCCUUUGAGGUGUCCUCAAAACCCUGCAGAAAGGUGAGGGAGACGCUGGCUGCAGAGACAGGACUCAGUGUCCGGGUGGUGCAGGUGUGGUUUCAGAACCAGAGAGCUAAGAUGAAGAAGUUGGCAAGAAGACAGCAGCAACAACAAGAACAACAGAAUUCUCAGAGGCUUGGCCAAGAGGUAAUGUCCAAUCGGAUGGAGGGGAUGAUGAACUCCUUCACACCGCUGGCUCCGCCGCAGCAGCAGCUGGUCGCCAUGGAUCAGAAUGGUUACAGCACAGACCCGUUCCAACAGGGGCUCACCCCCCCACAGAUGCCCGGGGACCACAUGAACCCAUAUGGUAAUGAUUCUGCAUUCCAUGACAUAGACAGCGACACGUCUUUAACCAGCCUCAGUGACUGCUUCAUGGCAUCGUCGGACGUCAACUCCAUGCAGGCCCGCGUGGGGAACCCCAUCGACCGCCUCUAUUCCAUGCAGAACUCUUACUUUGCGUCAUGAAAGAGAAGAGUGGAGAAAAAAAACACAGCAGCACAGAAUAAACUGCCCCAUCUCAACCUAAAGCGCGACGGCCAGGAGUUUCUACACCAACAUGGACACGACAGAAGAAACCUUGCAGUAGCUCCUGUGCUGAAGCUUACUCAAAGAUAGUAAAAACCACUUGUUGUAGGACAGUGAAGAUUCCUGGGGAAAAAGACUUAAAUAUUGUUAGAGAUUAUUCGGUAGGAUUGCUUAUCUGUCGCAGGAGGUAUUACUCUUUUCUUUGUUCACUUAAAGAAAACAAGUAGAUAUUGAAGCCACUGAUUACACACUCUCAAACCAAAUAACACAGUGAAUUUAUACAGUGCAUGAUCAAUUGUAAACUAAAUCUUUUUGUAAGCCCCACCCUUCCCUCCGCCCCGGUUAAGAUGUGGUGUUUGGACUGUUCCUUCUUUACACUACAUGGAUUUCCAUGUUCACCGUUAGCAUUUUGAUCACUUUCAAUAGGUUUAGAUAUUGUGUUAAUAGUAAAUAGGUGCAGCAUGUCUGCAAGAGUGACUGUACAUUUGUGUAUGUAUGAGAGUUUGUGGUGAGAAAGAAUUGUUUAGAGGAGAAAAAAAAAGGUGGAGAAUUUGUCGGCCGAGUAGGAUCAGUGAAGUGUAAAUACUUUCCCCAGGCAAAUUGGAUGUGCAUGUUACAAAAUGGAAAGCAUUCUAUUUAUUUAACUAUAACAGGCUCUUGAAGGUGCAUAUUAAAACUGAAAAGCUUUAUUUAAAAAGGAGAGCAUUUUUUUUGUUGAGUAAUUAGUGAGUUCAUGAGUGUCACAGCUCAUCUGUAUGCCUUUUUAAUAUGAAGAUUAACCCUUUUGUUUUGUUUUUCCUUCAGCCAAGCUGUAAAUGAGCAAUGUUGCUAUUUAUUUCGUACAGACCAUAAACCUUUUGUUGUCAUUGUCAUAUGUGCAUUCUCAAAAUGUUAAAGUUGCUAACUGACCAAAGUUGACUGGUUUGAUGAAUAAACAAUGUCUUUCUCCUGAUAACAUUAAAUAAAUGCCAUUCAGUGAUCAUUCAUAUGGUAACCAUGUCAAGUCCCAAAUAUCACCUGCUUACGUGUAACCUCAACUCAUUACAUUGGGAUUUGUCAGUUGUGCUAGUGGCGUAGCUCAAGGGAUAACAAUGUCAGUCUGUUGGUCGGCAUGCUAUAGACCGAAUCAUGAUGUUUGUUCACAAUAACUACCAGGUAGAAAUGAAACAGCACUGAGCAAACACUGCCUCAAUUCGCUAGUUUUUCCCCAUCUAAAAGAAAAAAAUAUAGAAAUAUAGAGAUGUCAAUAUUAGUUUAAGUGUACACUAUAUUUAGAAUGUUGUUGUUUUUUUUACCGUUUACCUUGCACUCAGACAAUAAUUUCUGACAGGCAGCUGAAGCUGUUAUCUUACAGUCUCCAGACAAAAACAGUAAAUUUACUUCACAGAACAUGGGAGUUGUUGGUCUACUGCUACCUUGAUCACUUAGUGUGUAAAGUAAAGCAGAGAAAAUAUUCUAAUUGCAGUGUACACUUAAACUGACAUUGUUUUUUUUUAGGUGUCUAAAAUAUGCUUACAUGCAGAUACAUUUGGUUUAUCAAAUACACUUGGAAAGCAGCACAGUACAUAAAAUAAGCACAGCAGAAACAUCAAAUAGGUUAGGCCACUGUGUAUUACUAUAUAUCUGUAAAUGUUAUUCAUUCAUUAUCUAUAACUGCUUUUCCUGUUAGGGGUUGUAGGGGGUCUGGAGCCUCUCCCAGCUGACACUGGGUCAGCGGCAGGGUACACCCUUGACACAUCACCAGACUAUCACAGGGCUGACAUAUAGAGACACGCCAACAAUCACCUACGGGCAAUUUAGAGUAACCACUUAACCUACCCUGCAUGUCUUUGGACUGUUGGAGGAAGCUGGAGUACCCUGAGAAAACCCACAUUGACAUGGGGAGAACAUGUAAACUCUGCACUGAAGGUCUCCCCCACUCUGGAGCUGAAACCAGGAACCCUCUUGCUGUGAGGCGACAAUGCUAACCACUGCAUCACUGUGUCGCCAAACAAUACUGCUGAAAAUGUCAUCAGCUAUAAACAAGCUCUCAAAUUUCCCAUAUCACCACAGGAAGUGAUUGUUAUUGUAAGCACAGCGUCACUGUGAUUCAGUUUGUAACUAUUGGUUGGAUUGUCACAAGAUUUGGCAUGGACAUUCAUGGUCCUUUGAGGAUGAAUCCUCAUGACGCAGAAACGGAGAUUUUCUUGAACGAUGACGCAGAUACCCAUGUUUGCUUCCUGACUGAGUCUUAUUAGUCAUGACAUGUCAAGUCAAAACAUUAAAGCUAGGUCUACACAC
This is a messenger RNA of Epinephelus moara (kelp grouper), 4072 nucleotides long. RefSeq names its product LIM homeobox transcription factor 1, beta b (gene lmx1bb). Gene Ontology annotation, molecular function: RNA polymerase II transcription regulatory region sequence-specific DNA binding; DNA-binding transcription factor activity, RNA polymerase II-specific. NCBI's taxonomy places the organism in Eukaryota, Metazoa, Chordata, Actinopteri, Perciformes, Serranidae. The transcript is spliced from 9 exons. Gene Ontology annotation, cellular component: nucleus. The record is from RefSeq and is a predicted model, not a curated record. Bases 500 to 1732 code for a protein of 410 amino acids. Gene Ontology annotation, biological process: regulation of transcription by RNA polymerase II; neuron differentiation.